Molecule: messenger RNA, 8318 nt
Organism: Oncorhynchus tshawytscha (Chinook salmon)
Lineage: Eukaryota; Metazoa; Chordata; Actinopteri; Salmoniformes; Salmonidae
Product: CLIP-associating protein 1-B-like
Exons: 41
Coding region: 701-5437 (1578 amino acids)
Biological process (GO): mitotic spindle assembly
Cellular component (GO): spindle microtubule; microtubule organizing center; mitotic spindle
Molecular function (GO): microtubule binding; kinetochore binding
Source: RefSeq, a predicted model, not a curated record
GCGUGCAAGCAAGCAACACAUGUAUGACGUUCAUUGGGAACUAUUACUUUAAACCAAGUAGCAAGCAGAAUAUAUUUUUUAAGUAACUGUUGCUAGCUAGAUGAUAUCAUCACACAUUGGAUCGAGCUAUCUAGCAGGCUACAUGACGUUCGCUGUGAGUACUGUACUUGGCUCCACGCAUACAGUACGUGCGGGUUCGUCGUCUGCUAUCUUACUAGUAGUACCGCUGGAAGUCCAGUGUCCUGGCUCUUGAUUUUUUUUCCCUGAACGAUUCUGAACUGAGACGAGCGGCUGGAUGCAGAUGAUUGGUCCACAAGAAAGCGAAGAGUUACUGAAGAAUGAAGUACAAUCAUUUCAGCAAUCCUCUUCUUCAUCCUCAGUCCUCUUGUCCACGACUGAUCAUAUUUGUAGUUUGAUCUGGAACACGAGUGACCUAAAACCUCUGGACAGUUCCUGACUGGACUGCUGUUACCUCUGCAUUCUCGCCUUCCCCGUGAUUUCAUCUCCACAGCAUACCCUUGAAAUAAAGGGUCAACCUUUUGGGAUAAACAUUACACACUUUCUGGGAUAUAGGAAAGUGUGUAAAAUAUCUGGGAUAUAGGCCUACACUUCAGUUGAGAUCUUCUCUGUGAGCAGACUAGGCCUAUACAUUUUUCCUCGUCUCGUGAUAUUGUGGUGUUAUUCCUUUGGUGAGACCACUAUGGAGUGGAAUAUGGAGUACUGUAUGGAGCAGGUUAUGCAGAAGGACCUGGGUCGGAGACUACAGGUGGGCCAGGACAUCAUAGACUCCAUCCUGGACAAGGACAAGUCCCAGGACCUGGAGCAGGACCAGACCAUGCUGGACAGAAUGGUGGAUGGUGUCGCUACCAACUGGGUCAACUCCAGCAAUUUCAAGGUGGCUUUGUUGGGAAUGGACAUACUGACAGCUUUGGUAACAAGACUACAGGAACGGUUUAGGACACAGAUUGGAACUGUUUUGCCGAGUUUGAUAGAUCGACUAGGCGACUCAAAGGACCAAGUCCGAGACCAGGACCAAGCUCUUCUGCUAAAGAUCAUGGACCAAGCUGCUAACCCACAGUAUGUAUGGGACCGAAUGUUAGGAGGAUUCAAACACAAGAACAACAGGACCCGGGAGAGUGUCUGCAUUUGCCUUAUCGCCACGUUAAAUGUAUAUGGAGCUCAAGGCUUGACCCUCAGCAAAAUUGUCCCCCACAUAUGUAAUCUUUUAGGAGACCCUACAAGCCAGGUGCGAGACGGGGCCAUGAACUGUCUUGUUGAAAUCUACAGACACGUCGGGGAGAGGGUGCGGAUGGACCUGGGGAAAAAGGGUCUGCCACAGUCACGGUUGAAUGUCAUUUUCAGUAAAUUUGAUGAAGUUCAAAGAUCGGGGAACAUGAUCCUGUCCCCUGUCUCAGAUAAGAACUAUGAUGAUGAUGAUUCGGUGGACGGGGGGCGGUCCUCCUCUUCUAAGGGCCCCUCGUCAGGGAAGAAGGCAGUGAGCAUGGGGUCGUUCCGUAGGCCCAGCUCUGCUUCCAGCACCAAAUCAACAGGGAGAGAUGGUCCUAGUGCGGCUGCUGCAGGGGCUGUGGAUGAGGAGGACUUCAUCCGUGCCUUCGAGGAAGUGUCCACUAUGGAACUUUUCUCUAACAGGGAAAUGGAGGACGCCAUGACCAAGAUCAGGGAGGUGCUGGCUGACGACAAACGAGACUGGGAGCACAGAGUCACUGCGUUGAAGAAGAUGCGUUCUCUGCUCCUGGCGGGAGCGGUGGAGUUUGACGGUUUCUCCCAGCAGCUGCGUCUCACAGAGGCAGCCUUCAAGCUGUCCUCUAAAGACCUGCGCUCUCAGGUGGUCAGAGAGGCUUGUAUCACUCUGGGCCACCUGUCCUACAUCCUGGGGAACAGGUUUGACCACUGUGCAGAGUCCAUCAUGCCCACUCUCCUAACCCUGGUCUCUAACUCGGCCAAGGUCAUGGCCACAUCCGGCAUCGCUGUCAUACGACUCAUCAUCAGGCAUACACACUACCCUCGUCUCAUUCCUAUCAUGACCAGCAGCUGCCAGUCGAAAUCUGUGGCCGUAAGAAGGCGCUGUUUUGAGUUUUUGGACCUCUUGCUGCAGGAGUGGCAGACCAACUCUCUAGAGAGGAAUGUAGCUGUUCUGACAGAGACCAUCAAGAAAGGAGUCCAUGAUGCAGACUCAGAGGCCAGAUCAGUGGCCAGGAAGUGCUACUGGACGUUCCACGGCCACUUCAGCCGGGAGGCGGAGCAGCUGUUCCAGGCUCUAGAGUCGUCCUAUCAGAAGGCUCUCCAGUCCCACAUGAAGAGUUCUGACAGCAUCCUGUCCCUCCCUGCCUCAGACCGCUCCUCCUCCUCUUCACAGGAGAGCCUCAACCGCCCUCAGUCUGCCAAGAGCUCCAUGGGAAACACCGUGACCAGGACGAAAGCGGCUCCCUCCAGAGGUCCCUCCACCCCGGGCUCUCUCCAGCGUUCCCGUAGCGACGUGGACGUGAACGCUGCUGCCACCGCUAGUGCCAAAACCAGGAUGACUCCCGUGCCCGCCUCGCCCGCCCCCUUCAGCGCUGCCUCGGCUCUGCCACCCGGCUCCUAUGCCUCUCUAGACAACACACCUGGUAACUUUAGACCAGUGGGCCGUGUGCGUACCAGGAGAACGAGUUCGGGGAGCGGCAUGGGGGCGAGUCCCUCUGUCAUAGACAGUAGGGGGAGGAGUCGAGCCAAAAUGGUGUCAGUGUCUCAACCUGGCAGUCGUUCUGGCUCCCCUGGUCGUCUCCUGAGCCAUACAUACGGCAGGAUCUCCAGGGCCACUGCAGGGACAACGCCAGCAGAAAGGAGGCCUAAAGUCCCCCGCAGCCAUGGCUGCAGCCGAGACACCAGUCCAGACAGAUCAGGCCUGGCGAGGAGUCGUAUCCCCCGGCCCAGCAUGAGUCAGGGCUGCAGCAGGGACACCUCUAGAGAGAGCAGCCGAGAUACCAGCCCCGCUCGGGGAUUCUCUCCUCUGGCAUCCAGACGUGUCUCCCGCUCCACCAGUGCUCUCCACUCGGCUGAGUCUGUGGGCCACUCAGAGCGUCUAGGUCUGGCCCACCAGGCCCGUAUCUCAGCCUCUGUCAACGCCAUGAGGAUCCUCAACACCGGGACCGAGGUGGAGGCAGCUGUAGCCGACGCUCUGUUACUAGGCGACGCCAGGAACAACAAGCGGCGGCCAGUCAGACGGCGGUACGAGUCCCCGGGGAUCUACUCAGACGACGACGCUAACAGCGACGCCAGCAGCGCCUGCUCUGAGCGCUCGUAUGGCUCACGGAACGGCGGCCCGCCCCACUACAUGAGACAGACGGAGGACGUGGCCGAGGUGCUGAACCACUGUGCCAGUUCCAACUGGUCUGAGAGGAAGGAGGGGCUGCUGGGACUACAGAACCUGCUCGUUAGCCAGAGAAUUCUCAGUCGUGUGGAGCUGAAGCGAUUGUGUGAGAUCUUCACAAGGAUGUUUGCUGACCCACACAGCAAGCGAGUGUUCAGCAUGUUUCUGGAGACCCUGGUAGACUUCAUCACCCUGCACAGAGAGGACGUGCAGGACUGGCUGUUUGUCCUGCUCACCCAGCUGCUGAAGAAGAUGGGAGCUGACCUCCUGGGUUCCGUACAGGCCAAGGUCCAGAAGGCUCUGGACGUCACCAGGGACUCGUUCCCGUUCGACCAGCAGUUUAACAUCCUGAUGCGUUUCAUCGUGGACCAGACCCAGACCCCCAACCUGAAGGUCAAGGUGGCCAUCCUGAGGUACAUUGAGUGCCUGGCCCGUCAAAUGGACCCCGCAGACUUUGUCAACUCCAGUGAGACGCGCCUGGCCGUCUCCCGCAUCAUCACCUGGACCACGGAACCAAAGAGCUCCGACGUCCGGAAGGCGGCUCAGGUGGUUCUGAUCGCCCUGUUUGAGCUGAACACCCCAGAGUUCACCAUGCUGCUGGGGGCCCUGCCCAAGACCUUCCAGGACGGAGCCACUAAACUGCUGCAUAGCCACCUGCGGAACUCCAGCAACACCAGAGUGGUUUCUCCCAGUAGCACCAUGGGACGUACUCCUCCCCCACCUCGCCACCCCAGCAGUCGCAGCAGCCCCCUCACCUCUCCCACCAACUGCUCCCAUGGGGGGCUCUCUCCCAGCCGGCUAUGGGGUUGGAGUGCUGAUGGCCUGUCAAAGUACCCCCCUCCCUUCCCUUCUCCUCUCUCCUCCACCCCUGCUGCCCCCUCCCUCAAGACCCUACGGAGUGCUUACUCUCCCAGCAUGUUGGAGUACGACACAGAGAACCUGAACACCGAUCAGAUCUAUAGCUCCCUGCGAGGGGUCACUGAGGCCAUCCAGAACUUCAGCUUCCGCAGUCAGGAGGACCUCAUGGAGCCGGGCAGAGGCAAGAGAGAGGACACGCCGGGUGUUGGAACAGCAUCACACUCUGGUGCCGACGUGGUGGAGGGGCCCGGGGGUCGCACGGCCCUGGACAACAAGACCUCCCUACUCAACACCCCCUCCCCCCGUUCCUUCUCUGGCCCCCGGGGCCGCGACUACAACCCCUACAACUACUCUGACACCAUCAGCGCCUACGACAAGGCUGCCCUGAGAGAGACGGUUUACGAGGACGACGUGGAGCAGCUUCGAGAUGGCCGCCAAGAGUGUGGUGGAGAAAACAAGAUGCUGCACACCAAGAACAGUUCCCCUGCAGAGCAGCUGGGACUGGUGGGUGAGCUGCUGAAGGAGCUGUCUAACCCCAGUGAGAGGCCAGAGGAGAGGAGGGGAGCCCUGGUGGAGCUGCUGAAGAUAGCCCGGGAGGACAGCCUGGCAGUGUGGGAGGAACACUUCAAAACCAUGCUGCUCCUGCUGCUGGAGACUCUGUCAGACCAAGAUCACACCAUCCGGGCACUGGCGCUACGAGUGCUGAAGGAGAUCUUACGCAACCAGCCGGCCCGCUUCAAGAACUACGCAGAACUCACCAUCAUGAAGACCCUGGAGCUACACAAAGACUCCCACAAAGAGGUUGUGCGGGCAGCAGAGGAGUCCGCCUCCACCCUGGCCGGCUCCAUCCACCCAGAACAGUGUAUCAAGGUGCUGUGUCCCAUCGUCCAGACGGCUGACUACCCCAUCAACCUGGCUUCCAUCAAGAUGCAGACCAAGGUGAUCGAACGCAUCACCAAGGAGUCCCUGCACCAGCUGCUGCCUGACAUCAUACCAGGACUACUGCAGGGGUAUGACAACACAGAGAGCAGUGUGAGGAAGGCCAGCGUGUUCUGUCUGGUGGCUGUCUACUCUGUCAUUGGUGAAGAGCUGAAGCCCUACCUGGCCCAGCUCACAGGAAGCAAGAUGAAGCUGCUGAACCUGUACAUAAAGAGAGCCCAGACAUCCACCAGCAACAGUAGCAGCUCCUCAGACAUCUCCUCAUACUAAUGAACAUGACCCUCCGGCUCCAUCCGUGUGUGUGCAGGUACAUACAGUACAGGGUUGUGUUCAUAGGGCACCAAACGGUGCAAAACAGACUGAAACAGGAAGGGACUGUGUGGACUACUGGUCCAAUCAGAAACACUAAUUGUAUUAUAUUUUUACAGUUUUGAAAUAUUUUCCAUGGCGUGCCCUAAUGAACGCGACCCAGAUAGGGAAACAGUUGUGCCUCAAUCUUUCUUUCCAGACCUCCUUGUCGGUUUUAAUGUAUUAUAAUAAAGGCUGUAGGCUGUUCCUUGUUGGGAAACCCUAUUGCCUGUCGCAAUCAACAUUUUAUUUCCCUCUGUUUUGUCGUCUUGUAAAUACUUUUAAUUCCACAUUUUAUUAAGAUUUGAAUGCAACACUACUUCACACCUAGUCAAAUGAAUGUAAAGAGCUUUGAAGGAAACCUGAGUCCUUUUUAAACCGUCUGAAAGGUUUUAAUGUUGAUGGAAGCCAAGUGUCGCUCUGCACACGACCGCCUCAUUGCCUCUAGUGUUCCUUCUCGCAAUGGACAGAGAGGCUUAUUUGGAAACGUGUUUGGUUAUUUGUAAAGGGGCAAUUUAAAAAUGGCGAUUUUGAUAGUAAUUAUUCCAUAGUAUUUGGCGCCUGAAGAAUUUGUUCUUGGUGACGAUGCUAUGUUUUUAAGCCUGUAUUUAAAGAAUAAUCCUUGUAGAAUUUCUCAGUUAGUGAGAAUCUAAAAACGUUAAUUUCCGUUAGUGGGAGAAGAUCAUUUGGCUGGCCAAUGAUUAGUACAUGCAGUGAAAAGCUGUGUUGAAUAAGCCUCUGUAAACUGCCUAUGUGUUACACCUGUGUUGACUGUGUGGUUUGGGCCCCAACAACUUGUGAAGGAAUAUUUUCAAUUUUCACAAGGAUUACAAUAUGUUAUUAUGAAAGGGGAGUUAUUGGUAGAGUUGGUUGAGGUUUGAGUCUGCUGUUUUUUGUGCUUUAACAUUCGGGCACGUUGUAAUGAGUCAAAACUACUGGGAUCUGAAGUAUUCUUGCAAUGUAAAACUGUAAUGACGAGUCCUAGAAUUUUCAAAUGUGAAAUAUUUUUUGUCUAAGAACAAAAUAUGGGCAAUACCUAUUUGUCAUAUAGUAUAAAGACCUUGACAAUCUGACGUAUUAGUCGAUAAUCUAAGGACAUUGUAAGUGCCAGUGCUCAACAAAAAAUCUUUACCAUUUAAAGACAUAGGAGGCAAAAAAAUAAAUAAAUUGUCUUUUGAAUUGAAUCCAGCAAUAAUGAAUUAGUAACAUAAAAUCCAACUACUUGGAUGAACUUUUUUUGUCAAAGCACUGUAAAUUACCAUUGUAAGUUAACCGUCCUUGUUUGAAAUGUAUAGAUGCCAUUUUUUAGCUCUCCUAUGAAAUGUUACUGCUGCUUUAGAAAUACUAAUCAUGGCGUUAAACCUAAUGUAUUUUACUCUCCUUAUUAUGAAUGUUAAAGGUUACAGUUUCAGUUAGAACUAGAAUUCAGAGUUUGGGUCAAUUCCAUUUCAAUUCAAUCCAUUCAGAAAUUUCAUUUCCCAAUUUUCCUCAAUGCUUGUCUAUGGGGAUUAAAAAAUGAAAUUGGAAUUUCAGUUUACUUCCUGAUUUGAUUGAAAGGAAUUGAGCCCAACCUUGUUAAAAGUCCAGAUAAAGGUGGCGUGUUACUGAGAACACUAUCGGGCCUUACUGUUUCUGUAGUAUAGUUUCACUACAUUGACUGUUAAAAUGUACUGUAACAGUGCACAAUGAUUUAUUUUUUUCUCAAAUGUGAGAACUCUUAGCAAUUUUAUCAGCUACAGACUAGAUGGAACAUUGGCUAUGACCAAGUCCAAAAUGUUGUCUAAUACAAAACACAGUAUUUCUUUUGUUAGACCUGCCUGUUGCAAUUGAAUCAAAAAUGAAACUCAAAAUUAGUGUUUUGUACAGUACUUUUAAUCAUUGAUUCACAAACUUGUUAUUAAAAGAGAGUCAGAGAGAGACCUCAUUUGCAUGCGAGGGAACAUGCAAUAUUAUACCCAGCAACCUCAAUGAUUAACUAACAUUCCCAACUCUGACUUUAUGUUGAAGAAACGUUGCUUCUAAUCUAUGAAUGUCUGGUCAGCUUGUAUUAUAUCACUCACACACACACACACACACACACACACACACACACUAUUCAUAUCCAUCACAGCUACCAAGCUAGGGCUGAUUUAACAGACCAAACAUUGUAUACUAUACUAUACUGUAACUGUAUGCUGUGUGCACACAUUGGCCUGUAUCAAAAACCAAACCCUAUUAUCCUCAAGCCAUGUAUCUUGAGCGUGUAUUUGCUUGUGCCUUGUUUUUUUUACAGUACACCUGGCAAUAUUAAUCCAUACUAAUAGCUUCUGAAUACUGCUUUUGAAUUGUUCUUUUUGCCCCCAUUUUGAAAUACUGUAUUAUAUGUCAUGAAUUAUACAGGAAAUGUGUUGCGUUGAAGACCAAGGUUAUUUCCCAAGUUGCACCCUAUUCCCUACCUAGUGCCCUACAUCUGACCAGUCUUAUGGGACUCUGUCAAAAGUAGUGCCCUAUAUAGGGCAUAAAGUUCCAUUUGGGAUGCAUCCCAAGGCUGCUGUAAAUAAAGCCAAUAGUUUAAUGGCAGUAUUUUCCACAGAUGUAAUAUUGGCUUGGCUGUUCUAUUCCUUGUGAACCACUUACAGUGCAUGCUUCUUUUGUUUAGCUUCAGUCAUUGUUUUAUCCCUCCCGUACCUAUAUUUAUAUGCAGUCUGUUAUAUUUUCUGUGUAUUAUGACAGCUGUACAUAUUUCAUGUUUUGUUCACUUCUUUCUCACGUGAUAGAAUUUGUUGAAAUUUAAACUUGAAAUAAACCAACUUCAGUCCCUGUC